UGCUUUUUGAGUUAUUAGCUGCGAAACCUUAUAUGACGUAGCCAUGAAAUUUUGUAUUAGUUGAGCAGCCAAAUGGAAAGAGAGUUGUAAAUUAUAAGAAACCCGCCAACGUUUCUGACAUAAGAUUUGAGUCAUAGCUUGAAUCAUAUCUUAUUAAAAACAAUAAUAAAAAGAAUAAUAGAUGAUGUAAAAAGUAGUACAGUACAAUCAAUCAGUCCAAACAUUACCCAAUUAAAGCAAACAGUUGUGAUUGGAGGACAGUGCUUUGGGUAAUCAUGAAAGAGAUUCCCCAUGUUUGUAAUUUACAUGUUAAAUGAUUUGUUUUAGCAACAAAAAAAAAAAAGAAAAGAAAAGGAAGAAUAGUGGUCGGAUAUUAAGCCACAAAUCAACAUCAUCUCCCUCAACAUCCACUACAGCUAUGGAAAAUGAACGGAGGAAGACUCCGGAUAUCUUUGCCGUCCUUGACUAAAUUAUGGACUAAACUAGCAAUAAAAAAUGGUUAAUCUCACAUUAAAUUAACUCUUUCUUUGUAAAUCAAGUCAUGGACUCGAUUCACAUAUAACAUCAUGCAAGACAAUAUCUCUUUGGAUUAUCCCCACACCCCUUGCAUUUUCGUAUAAUUUAGACUUUAAUAUUUACUUUUUCAUGUAAGGAAAAAGCGACUGAUCAUUGAUGCUAGAAAUAGCAUGCUUUAACAUCUUUACAUACACAAAAAAAAAAAAAGGAAAAAAAAUCCCAGAUUUAUCAAGAACAGAGAAAAGUCCAUUGACUUGCUCCAUAAGUUUCAAGACUACAACGAUGAAUUGGUUCCUUGUUAGACAAGGCUAAGUUCCUGCUCCUUUUCCAAAUAUUUGUUUGUUUGAUGACUGUUCUUGGCAGUUUUGUUAAACCUGGUAGAUACCUGUCUGUUGAAGUCUUGGUCGCAGCUUAAGUCUGAACAACUAUGAAGAAAGUUGUCUUGAAAUUGGAUUUACAUGAUGACAAAGGGAAACAGAAAGCCAUGAAAGCAGUUUCUGGUCUAUCAGGGAUUGAUUCUAUUGCCAUGGACAUGAAAGAUAAGAAACUUACAGUGAUUGGCGAUGUUGACCCUGUUGACGUGGUCAGCAAGUUAAGAAAACAAUGGUACACAGAGAUUGUAACGGUAGGACCGGCGAAAGAAGAGAAGAAAGAUGGAGGUAAGAAAGAUGAAGGCAAGAAGGAUGAUAAAAAGAAACAAAGUGAUCAGAUUGAUGAGCUUGUUAAGGCCUACAAGGCCUAUAAUCCUUACAUGACUACACAUUACCGGGUGGUGAGUGCAGAAGAAAAUCCGAAUGCUUGUGUUAUCUGCUAAAUUCGAGACCCCUGAAGAACAAACAGAGGAUUUGGAACAUUUCCAUGCGCCAGUGAAUGAACUUUGAAGCGUUCAAAGCCCCGCUUGGAGACCAACCCAGAAAAGGGUUUUCCAGUCCUACGCAUAGUUUGAUAAUUACAAGGAUUGGUAUUUUACUGUUGUUCUCUAUAGAACAUGUUGUAAAAAGUGUAGAGAAAAUGAAUAAAAUAUUGGAUUGAGAAUCAUUUUGGGGAUAGUACUGGAACCAUAUUUUGCUUGA
Theobroma cacao (cacao) is the source of this 1589-nucleotide messenger RNA. The record is from RefSeq and is a predicted model, not a curated record. Lineage: Eukaryota; Viridiplantae; Streptophyta; Magnoliopsida; Malvales; Malvaceae.